This is a messenger RNA of Chaetomium fimeti, 2674 nucleotides long. RefSeq lists its product as uncharacterized. Gene Ontology annotation, biological process: protein folding in endoplasmic reticulum. The transcript is spliced from 2 exons. The coding region runs from base 60 to 2582 and encodes 840 amino acids. Gene Ontology annotation, cellular component: EMC complex. The record is from RefSeq and is a predicted model, not a curated record. Lineage: Eukaryota; Fungi; Ascomycota; Sordariomycetes; Sordariales; Chaetomiaceae.
GCGGGAGGAAUAAGUUCUGGGUGGGGUUUGAGGGGGCCGUGGUGAGGGACUUGGAGGUGAUGGAGAUGACGGAGAGUGGGGAGGGGAGGAAGGAUGUGUUGGCGUUGUUUGAGGAGGGGGUGCGCGGUGAGACGGUGCUGAGGAGGCUGAGUGCCGAGGAUGGGAGCGUGGUGUGGGAGUUUCGCGAGGUUACCAAGGAUGUGCCGCUGCAGGUGAGCACCAACGUUGAGAAGGUCUUCGUGGUCAGCCUGAAGGGCGUCGCCGGCGCGUAUAACCUCAAGGUGUCGGUGCUGGAUAUGGUUACGGGCAAGCGGCUGGAUGAAAUGGUCAUUGGGGCCAAGGCGGAUGUCCACGGAAAGGAGGAUGUCAUUCUUGUUGGGGCCAACUCGGCUGCCCCGAUCGUGGCAUGGGCUGACGACGCCCGCAAGACCCUGUCGGUUAACGUGUUGGGGACCAAGACGAGGCAGGAGUUUGCACUGCCGGCAGAUACGGUUGAUGUGGAGAUCCACGCGCCGCAUUUGGUGCAAUCGCAGCCGCACUUUUUGGUUCACAGCAAGACGGCUACUGGGCACCGGGGCGAAGUCUUCCACGUCGACUUGAAGACGAAUGCCGUUUCGAAAGCGUACAGCCUUCCCCUUCUCGCUGGACCUGGAUCCUUCUCGACCAGCUCCAGCGGCGCGAACGUCUACUUCACCCGCAUCACCGAGGACGAAGUGAUUCUCCUUUCGUCGCAUUCCCACGGCGUGCUCGGGCGCUGGCCGCUGAAGACCGGCGAUUCCAAAACGGCUGCCAUUCACGCCGUUUCUGAAGUUGUCAAGAAGGGCGGUUCCGACGACAGCUACGCGGUACGGGCCGCAGCGGUCACCGACGUGGAUGACUGGGUGUUGAUCCGCAAUGGCGAGGCCGCGUGGACUCGCCAUGAGGGCAUGACCGGUGGUGUCGCCGCUACAUUUGCCGAUAUCCCCGAAAGUGAGGAUCUGGCCAGAUCGCUUGAGGCAGAGGCCCACAGCAACCCUCUGGAGGCCUACGUUCACCGCAUCAAGCGCCAUAUCAACGACCUCCAAUACCUCCCCGCGUGGAUCGACAGCCUCCCGUCGAGGUUCAUGAGCAGUGUCCUCGGCACGGAUGUGCCUUCAACCGCUGGUAAGCUGGCGCGGGACAGCUUUGGCUUCCACAAGCUUGCUAUCCUGGCAACAAAGCGCGGGAUGCUCUAUGCUCUCGAUGUUGGUAACAACGGCAGGAUUGUCUGGAACAAGCGGGCUUUCCAACUCCAAAAGGGCAGCAAGUGGGACGUCAAGGGAAUCCAGGCGCACGACUCGACAGGAGAGGUCACGAUUCUCGGCGCCAACAAUGACUUUGUUGCCCUCAAGGGCGAUACUGGUGAGAUCAUUGACGCAAAGGGGCCGAGCCCGGAGGCUACCACUCAAGCCACCGCUCUUGUGGACACGUAUUCCGGCAAGCAGCUCAUUCGGAUCGGCCGCGACGGGAAGAUCGGCGACCUUCAGGUGUACAAAGCCCCAAGGCAAACUGUCGUCACGCGCGGCCACGAUGGCGAGCUCAAAGGUGUCGUUUUCGUCGCCAACGGGACCAGCUCCUACGAAUCAACUUCUUGGACCUUCUCCCCGCCACAGGGCCAGAGGAUCGUGAACAUCGCAACACGCCCCGAGCACGAUGUCGUCGCCUCCAUCGGCCGUGUCCUCGGCGACCGCACCGUCAAGUACAAGUAUCUCAACCCCAACACCCUCAUCGCCGCCGCCGCCAACGACAACGCCGGCACGCUCACGAUCUACCUCCUCGACACCGUCUCUGGCCAGAUCCUCUCUUCCUCCAAGCACGACGGCAUCGACCUUGCCAAGCCCAUCGAGUGCGCCAUGGCCGAGAACUGGUUCGUCUGCACCUACUUCGGCCAGUACACCCUGCGCGACAACACGGCCAAGACGAUCAAGGGCUACCAGAUCCUCGUCGCCGACCUCUACGAGAGCGAGGAGGCCAACGAUCGCGGCCCGCUCGGCGACGCCGACGCCUUCUCCUCGGUCGACCCCAUCGACGUGCCCACGGGCGGUGUCGACCGCCCCUCGGUCGUGGCCCAGUCCUACGUCCUCAGCGCGCCCAUCUCGGCCCUGCAGGUCACCCAGACCCGCCAGGGCAUCACCUCGCGCCACCUGCUGGCCUACCUGCCGGAGUCCCACGGCAUCGUCGGCAUCCCGCGCGGCAUCAUCGAGCCGCGCCGGCCCGUCGGCCGCGACCCCACCCCCGCCGAGGCCGAGGAGGGCCUGUUCAAGUACCACCCCGCCAUCGAGGUCGAUCCCAAGAGCGUCAUCACCCACGAGCGGGAUGUUUUGGGUGUUGAGAAGAUUAUCACCGCUCCGGCUAUUGUCGAGAGUACGAGCUUGGUGUUUGCGUACGGCGUGGAUGUGUUUGGCACGAGGGUUGCGCCGAGUUUCCUGUUUGAUAUCCUUGGCAAGGGCUUUAACAAAGUCGCCCUGGUGGGCACUGUGAUGGCGCUUCUGGCUGGUGUGAUGAUGCUGGCUCCGGUGGUGAGGAGGAAGCAGAUUAAUUUGCGGUGGAAGGCACCGAUGUAGAUGUGUAUGUUAUGAUAUGUAUGUUUGCAUUGGGAUAUAGAUGUACAUGAGGUAAACAGAGUUCAUUUUAAUGAUUUGUCGGGUAUCUACGA